AUGGUGGCGAACGCAGUAGAAAAGCAGCAGCGGAGGAAGCCGAGGCCUCCAGCCAAACUCCGGGCCACCAUCGCUGGUCUCUCUCCCGAGAUGGCCGACCUAGCCUGGGGAGGGAGUUUGUCUCUGGAGCACGCUGACCUGGCUGAGCCUGGCCUCGGCCCUCCUCUUCCUCCUGUCCCCUCCGCUGUUGACUCCUCAUCCUACCUCGACAAGAGCCCGGGUACCAAAGUGGCCCCUAAGAAGCGCUGGCAGACCUUUGCUCAGCAGGGGCCGGUGAAGCCAGGGAAGGAUCCAGGGGACCUGGGUGGGGUGGCCUCACCGCAGGGGCCUGUGGAGGUGAAUGGGAUCUACAGAGAUGGCCAGGGAGGGACACCAGACCGCAUCAGGUCCCAUGAUCUGAACCUGGGGAUGGAGAAGCAAGAUGACACAUCAGCACAUUCUGAAAACAAACGGCUGAGGAAACCCAGCAAAAGACUGCUGGAAUCCACAGAGGAGGAACAAUUCUUCUCCCCGAAGAAAAAACUAAAGAAACCUCUGGAAUCUUCCAAAACUCCUCUGAGCCCUUCCACAGUUCCAGGCCCAGCCCUGCUAACAUCCACCUCUACUCCCACCCCCACCCCCACCCCUGGGCCUACCUCUGGGGAGCCAGCCAGCCCCACCCCUGGGCCUACCUCUGGGGAGCCAGCCAGCCCCACCCCUGGCCCGACCUCUGGGGAGCCAGCCAGCCCCACCCCUGGCCCUACCUCUGGGGAGCCAGCCAGCCCCACCCCUGGCCCUACCUCUGGGGAGCCAGCCAGCCCCACCCCUGGCCCUACCUCUGGGGAGCCAGCCAGCCCCACCCCUGGCCCUACCUCUGGGGAGCCAGCGAUCACCACCCUUGGAUCUACCUCUGGAGAGCCAACCAUCACCACCCCUGACCCUAACUCUGGAGAGCUAGCCAGCACCAAGGCCCUAGCAGGGCUGAAACGGAGUCUGUCUCAAGAUGUCCUCCACCGUGUUAUAAAAUCAUUAUCCAAACAACCCUCAGCAGUGACCUCUUUCUCUACUGAAUCAACAUCAUCAGAUGUGACAAUCCCUCCUCUGCUCUCUGCCCCAGUAUCCCUGGAGAGGAAGAGGCCAAGGAAGCCAUCUCACAAGGUCCUGGAAUGCACCAUAGAAGAAGUGUCACUCAGUCCUCCAAAGAAGAAGGAGUUGAAGAAGCAGAGUGGACAGACAGAGGAGAAGACAGAAGUCGGGGACACUCAGGUUAAGUCUGUGAAGAAAGAAGUGCCUGUAUCCAGUGUGACAACUCCAGAGAGCAUGGUUUCUCUGCAGGGCUCCUCUCCUGCCCGGCCCUCUAGCCCUACGGUGCUCCUCACCCCCAAGGAAGAGACCGAGAAGAUCAGUCCUGGGGUGGGAGGAGAGAGCCACACCAACGGAGAGAGAUCACCCAAACCUGAGGUGUUCUCUCCUGGUCUGAAUGACAGUUUCUCCCGACCUGGUGAAGGGUCCCUGGUCUCCAGCACUAAGAAGAACACAGCAGAGAAAGGAGGAGCUGCGUCCAUGAAGGAGAAUGUCUGUCAGGUGUGUGAGAGGACAGGUGAGCUGCUGCUGUGUGAGGGCCAGUGCUGUGGGGCGUUCCACCUGCAGUGUAUCAGCCUAUCAGAAGCCCCCAGAGGGAAGUUUAUCUGUAGUGAAUGCACUAUAGGGAUCCACACGUGCUUUGUGUGUAAGAAGUCUGGCGACGGUGUGAAGAGGUGCAUGGUGCCUGUAUGUGGGAAGUUCUACCACAACGAGUGUAUCCUGAAACACACACCCACCCAGCCCCAGAAUAAAGGGGUUCGCUGCUCCCUCCACGUCUGUCUGUCCUGCCACAUCACCAACCCCCUCAACUCCUGCACUUCUAAAAGUCGUCUGACCCGCUGCGUGCGUUGCCCUGUGGCGUACCACGCUAAUGACUACUGUAUGGCGGCGGGCAGCGUAGUCCUGGCCAACAACAGCUUCCUGUGUCCCAACCACUUCAUUCCCCGCAAGAACUACAAGAACCAUGAACACAUCAACGUCAGCUGGUGCUUUGUCUGCUCAGAAGGGGGCAGUCUGUUGUGCUGCGAGUCUUGUCCUGCUGCCUUCCACCAAGAGUGUCUGAACAUCGAGAUGCCCGAGGGGAGCUGGUUCUGCAACGACUGCAAGGCUGGGAAGAAACCACACUUCAAGGACAUCCUCUGGGUUAAAGUGGGAAGAUACAAUACAUGGAGGCCAGAUGCCAACAACAAGGACAAAAUGGGGCCAAGGGUUGUUGACGCCAUCUACAAGAAACUGCUGAGCGGUUCAAAGCUCUUCAGGAUGAGAAGGAGAUUAACAUCAAUAAGGGAGAAAGCUGACCAGGUGAAUCUAGACAGGUGUUCUUCAGGAGGACAGGAGGAACGAAAAAAACCUCCUCCCUACAGACACAUCAAGGUGAACCGACCAAUCGGCAAGGUCCAGAUCAUCACGGCGGACCUAUCGGAGGUGCCGCGCUGUAACUGCAAGGCGUCUGAUGAGAACCCGUGUGGCAUGGACUCAGAGUGUAUCAACCGCAUGUUGAUGUAUGAGUGCCACCCUCAGGUGUGUUUGGCAGGGGAGAGGUGUCUGAACCAGAGUUACACCAAGAGACAGUACACCCAGGUGGAGAUCUUCAGAACCUUGUCACGAGGCUGGGGGCCGGGCGUCUCCGACAUCAAGAAGGGUGCCUUUGUGAAUGAGUACGUGGGGGAGGUGAUAGACGAGGAGGAGUGCAGAGCCAGGAUCAAACAUGCUCAAGAGAACGACAUCUGUAACUUCUACAUGCUCACUCUGGACAAGGACCGGAUCAUAGACGCUGGACCCAAGGGGAACCAGGCGAGGUUCAUGAAUCACUGCUGCCAGCCCAACUGUGAGACCCAGAAGUGGACGGUAAACGGAGACACCAGAGUGGGCCUCUUUGCCCUGGAGGACAUCCCCAAAGGUGUGGAGCUGACCUUCAACUACAACCUGGAGUGUCUUGGUAAUGGGAAGACGGUGUGUAAAUGUGGAGCGUCCAACUGCUCUGGGUUCCUGGGGUUCGACCGAAGACACUCUUAUCUAGAGGAAUGUAAAAACCAGCCAUCUAAAGCACGGGAAGGAAGGGAACUAAAGGAGGGCAAGAAGAAGGUUCUGGUGAAGAGGAAGCCUCAGCAGGAGGUGACGAAGGAGAGGGAGGACGAGUGUUUCAGCUGUGGGGACGGAGGACAGAUCGUGUCCUGUAAGAAGACAGGAUGUCCCAAGGUCUACCACGCAGACUGUCUCAACCUGGCCAAGAGACCUGCAGGCCGUUGGGAGUGUCCCUGGCACCAGUGUGACAUCUGCGGUCAUGAGGCAGCCUCCUUCUGUGAGAUGUGUCCCAGCUCCUUCUGCACGCAACACCGUGAGGGCUUGCUCUUCAUCUCUAAGAUAGACGGGCGGCUCGCCUGCAACGAUCACGACCCCUGUGGACCCGAGCCCCUGGAACCCGGGGAGAUCAGGGAGUACGUACCUCCUGGGGGCAUGCCUCUCCCCCACCUCCUCACGCACCCCCAGGGUCAGGUCCCACCCAGGCCUGGUUCCACCACUGCUGGUUCUAUCCCCUCCACAGUUGCCCCAGGCCUGGCCCAGGACUCGCUACUGCCCCCUACAGGGAGCCUGUUCCUCAACACCUCCCAGACCUCCAACACUUUCUCAUACGGACCCCCUAGCAGUCCCUACAUGUCUGAUAGUCAAAUACUGCACUUCUCCCCUCCUUCUCCCCCCUCCUCCUACAAGGACGAGAAAGAGGAGGAGGAUGGAGAGCUGGAAGACGGACAGGUGGGUGGGAUAGAAGAGGACGCGGAGGAGGAAGAAGGAGAGGAAGAAGAGGAGGAGGAUGAGGAAGGUGAGGACGAGGAGGAAGAGGCAAUGGAGGUAUUUGAGGAGGAGGAGGAGGAAGAAGAUGAGCAGUAUGAAGGCGGACUAGGAGAAGAGGAGGAGGAAGGGGGAGAUGUGUAUGAUACCUGGGGGGACUACAUGGAGGAGGAGCCAGACGAUGAGGGGGAGGUAGAGGGAGAGGAGGAGGAGUGGGGGAGGGUGGAGGACGAAGAGAAAUGAACUCCGUUUUCAUCCCUCCCCCUUGUCUUCCAUUCCUUCUUAGAUCUAUCCAUCUCUACGAAAAUACUGUUUCUCGCUCUCAUCUCACUAGAGUGACAUUCAGAUGGACAGACAAUGAGAGACAGAGAGAGAAAGACAGAGAGAGAGAUUGUCCUGGUGGUACCAAGUGAAUUGCGAAGCUGCCUUUGUGUUCAUACUGCAUAGCCUUCCUAUCCCCAGCACAGCACAUCAUAACACAGUGUGGACUGGACUGGACUAACGUUGUGUAAGGGAUAAGAAGUGGUGCUAAUGGGCUGGGAGGACUGCUCUGGUCAGCCUCUGGUCCUUCUGUUGAUAUGUUAUUAGUGUCUGCUCUGGUCAGCCUCUGGUCCUUCCGUUGAUAUGUUAUUAGUGUCUGGUGCUGUUUUUCUUCCUCUCAAAAAAGUUGUUUACAUUUUUGUUCUUGCUUUUUUUUUUUUUUCAAUUGGAAAACAAAACAGGAUGGGCAACCUCACUCAGCCACAACCUGCCUAGAUCGGCCAUGUUGCUAAAUACAAAUACAUGUUAUUCAGGCAUUUCAUCCACACUGCUUACACACGGCAACUAACCUCUUUGAUUCCUAACUCUAAAAUAGAACUUGGUUAUAUUUGAGACACUCGAUGCGCUCCAAGUCCCACAUCUCUCAUAUCCUUUUUGGUUUCCAUGAAGAUACAACCCAACAUGGUUGCUUGAAAGGAGAAACCUGGAGAUGUUAAUCAAAGACAGCUAGGUUUCCCUUUUUAUCUGUGGAUUAUUGGUUGGAAUGGAGCGACACACAGCUAACAAUGGGACCACAUGCAUGGGCUCCCGAGUGGUGCAGCAGUCUGAGGCACUGCGUCUCAGUGCUAGAGGCGUCACUACAGACACCCUGGUGCAGCGGUCUGAGGCACUGCAUCUCAGUGCUAGAGGCGUCACUACAGACCCUGGUUCCAAUCCAGUCUGUAUCACAUCCAGCCAUGAUUGGGAGUUCCAUAGGGCGGCGCACAAUUGGCCCAGCAUCGUCCGGGUUCGGCCGGUGUAGGCCAUCAUUGUAAAUAAGAAUUUGUUCUUAACUGACUUGCCUAGUUAAAUAAAGGUUACAUUUUCUUUUUCUUUUUUACAAAAUGAUCAGGUAAAAUAACAACCCACUGUUCAUCUCCCAGGACAAACUGCUAACAGCUAUCUAGCUUAUUGUCCAUGAAUGUUACAUGUGUGUUUCAACCUGGCCCCUAAUGAAUAUAGUUGGAUCACAGUUGGUUUUGUUAUUUUAACCUGUGUGUCAUGACGUCCUAGUUCGAAUAGACAAAAUCAACACGCGCAGGGUCAGUGUAACCAUGGCGUUAGAUUUAGGAGCUCGACCAGUUAUCAAGAAUAAUCAACGAUAUGAUCACUGAUUUUAAAAAGCCAUAACCAACUACUGGUUUGGACUUAUAACAUUGUUACAAAUCAACCCAAUGUUGAAAUCUAAAGUUUAUCUCUCGUGAACGGUGAAGAAAACCCUUUUUGUCUACUGCAAAAGAUUGUUGAUAAAAUCACAGAUUGUUUGUUCAUUACAUUAAGAUGUUUAUGGCUGGACAAACAAACAUUCCAAGAGUUCAGAACAUCACUCCUGUUAGUUGUGCGCACAUCAAUGUUUUGACCUUCAUUUAUGGCUUGUUACUGUUCCUGUUACUGUUCCAUCCACAGAAUUAGAAGGAAAUGAAACACAUUCUAGUUCUAUGAUUCCAUCACAGGUCAUUCAACAGUCACAUCUGGCAGGAGAAUGUCUAUUGUCUGUUUGGGAGCUGACACAAUGUAUAUUUUGAGUGAAAGUGAUGUAUGUUUGAGUGCACGCACGUGUCUGCUGUUAUAGAAUCAAGCAAUACUAGUCAUGUAUUAACUCAUGGCCUAAAGAACAGUGCUUUUAGACUUUUUAAAGUAGAGUUUUAUACCUCUGAAUUGAGUGUUGUGGUGCUGUAAACCAUUUUAACAAAAAACCCUUAGUAUAGACUCAUCAGUACAGCCUUCAUCGUCUGGCUGGAAGGCUGGUUGCUUGUAUCACUAAAAGUCAGUUAACUGAAGAGCCAAGCAGAAUGUCUCAUGUUCUCUGUCAUAACUAAUGUUGAUUCAUCGGGCAGCUUUUCCAACAGGGUGGUUUAUCCAUCACUCUGAAGCUGUGACCUGUCCUGAAACCUCUGUACAUUUUAGAAAGGUUGUUCUGAGACGUUCAGUUCAUAACUUUUGUGUAAUGUUCUGCUGUAUAUGUUCUGCAUUCAAACAUGUAGCAGCACACUUCCAAUGCACAAACACACGGGUCCAUUUUAUUUGGUUGCUGGUAAUGUUAAAUUCCAUGAAAUAACCAUCCUUCCCAUGAGUCUCAUUCAACGUUUUUGAAAUAAGAACAAUUUGCUACAUUUUCAUGAAUUUUAGAAUUGGUUAAAUUGAUGUUUAGAAUUAGAAUGUCAACUAUGAGAAUCACUGGACAAUUGGCCUUAAAAUAUAUAAUAUUCAGCCUUUUAAAACAAUAAAUUGGGUCCAACACAUAUCAACUAAAUGAGAAAAAUGAUGUACUGAAUUCCCAAACAGAAGCACUACCAUUUUUACAUGGCUUGCCCAUCAAUGUGUCAACACCAAAUCUUUCUGCCUCACCCUUGACCAUCUGGGGCAGAUAAAUAGAUGUUUUUUUUUGUUGGCUAGUUUUGUAUUUCUCAAACCAAUAUUAUCUUUUUUUCUAAUGUUUUUAUUUUUUUUCCAUUGUGUGUUUUGUGAUGAUGUUUAUGCCAACAGGUCUACUUCGAAGAGUUCUCUGGCCCCUCCUGUUUUUUUUUAGAGAGAACUGAAACACAACCAUAGAUUUUCUGAAGAAACGGGGGAUAUGUUUAUUGAUGCCAUAUAGAGAAGACUCAUGAAAUGAACUGAACUGUACUGUACUCCUUUGUGUAUAAUAAAUAUUAUAAGUAAAGUUUUACAAUAGAAAA
Molecule: messenger RNA, 7049 nt
Organism: Oncorhynchus keta (chum salmon)
Lineage: Eukaryota; Metazoa; Chordata; Actinopteri; Salmoniformes; Salmonidae
Product: histone-lysine N-methyltransferase, H3 lysine-36 specific-like
Biological process (GO): regulation of DNA-templated transcription
Cellular component (GO): chromatin; nucleus
Molecular function (GO): protein binding; histone H3K36 methyltransferase activity
Source: RefSeq, a predicted model, not a curated record